AUGGAAGAGGACAGCAGGAGGGUGGAAACGGUGCGGAUGGGGAGCAACCCGGGUGUACGGGCAUCGUCAUCAUGGUGGGCGUCGAGAGGAAGCAAUGCAUUCUGGUCGUCGGCGAGGGAGGAGGACGACGAGGAGGUGUUGCGAUGGGAGGCCAUAGAGAAGCUGCCCACCUACGACCGCAUGAGGAAAGGCAUCCUCACAGCAGUGGGCGCUGGCAUGCAGGAGGUGGACAUCCAGGGGCUCAGCAUGCAGGAAAGGAAAUGCCUCAUCCAGCGCCUCAUCCGUAUCCCCGAGGAGGACAACGAGAGGUUCCUUCUGAAGCUGCGAGAACGGAUGGAGCGAGUUGGGAUUCAGAACCCGACAAUAGAAGUGCGGUUUGAGCACUUGACCAUCCACACGGAGGUCUAUGUUGGCAAACAAGGAGUCCCAACAUUCACCAACUUCUUCUCCAACAAAGUCAUGGAUGCGCUGACUGCUUUGCACAUUAUCUCCAGUGGGAAGAGACCUAUCUCCAUCCUUCAUGACAUAAGUGGAAUCGUAAGACCGAACAGAAUGUCUUUGUUACUAGGUGCUCCUGGAUCUGGGAAAACGAGUCUACUUCUAACUUUGGCAGGGAAACUUGAUUCAACCCUAAAGGAAUCAGGAAGGGUGACUUAUAAUGGACAUGACAUGGACGAAUUUGUCCCCCAAAGUACAUCGGCAUACAUAGGGCAGCACGAUGUUCACAUAGGUGAAAUGACGGUCCGUGAAACAUUGACAUUCGCUGCAAGAUGUCAAGGAGUUGGAACACGUUAUGAUAUGCUUACUGAACUCUCAAGAAGGGAGAAACAAGCCAAAAUUAGGCCAGAUCCUGACAUUGAUGUUUACAUGAAGGCCAUCUCCCAGGAAGGACAAGAGAACUUCGUUACUGAUUACAUCCUCAAAAUUUUGGGUCUGGAUAUCUGUGCAGAUAUAAUGGUUGGAGACUCUAUGAUCAGAGGUAUCUCAGGGGGACAAAAGAAGCGUGUCACAAUUGGUGAGAUGCUUGUUGGGCCAGCUAAUACACUAUUCAUGGAUGAAAUCUCCACUGGUCUGGACAGUUCCACGACCUAUCAGAUCGUCAACUCUCUAAGGCAGUCGGUCCACAUCCUUGGUGGCACUGCACUCAUCUCAUUGCUUCAGCCUGCACCUGAAACAUAUGAGCUAUUCGAUGAUAUUAUUCUCCUUUCUGAGGGCCAAAUCGUGUACCAGGGUCCCCGAGAAAAUGUCAUUGAGUUUUUUGAGGCCACGGGUUUCAGAUGUCCUGAUAGGAAAGGUGUUGCAGAUUUCUUGCAAGAAGUUACUUCUAGGAAGGAUCAAUACCAGUACUGGUGUAGAAGAGAUGAGCCAUAUCGGUACGUCUCAGUAAAUGACUUCGUAGAGGCCUUCAAAGUAUUUCAUGUUGGGAAUGCAUUGGGAUUGGAGCUCCAAGUGCCCUUCGAUCGAACCAAGAACCACCCUGCUGCCCUCACAACAUCAAAGUUUGGUAUCAGCAGGAUGGAGCUUCUCAAGGCAUGCUUUUCUAGGGAGUGGCUACUGAUGAAGAGGAACUCAUUCAUUUACAUCAUCAAAGUAGUGCAGCUCAUGAUCCUAGGAACCAUUGCAAUGACGGUCUUCCUGCGCACAAAAAUGCAUCGACACAGUGUCGAAGAUGGAGUCAUCUUUCUAGGCGCGAUGUUCCUUGGCCUAGUUACACAUUUGUUCAAUGGUUUUGUUGAGGUUGCCAUGAGCAUUGCAAAGCUGCCAAUAUUUUAUAAGCAGAGAGAUCAUCUCUUCUAUCCAUCAUGGGCAUAUGCAUUGCCUACAUGGUUGCUCAAGAUCCCAAUAUCAUUCUUGGAAUGCGCUGUGUGGACUGGCAUGACUUACUAUGUCAUUGGUUUUGAUCCAAGCAUCGAAAGAUUCUUCCGUCAUUACCUACUGCUUGUACUAAUAAGCCAGAUGGCAUCUGGUCUUUUCCGGCUUCUUGCUGCAGUAGGAAGAGACAUGGUUGUUGCAGAGACGUUUGGCUCAUUUGCUCAGAUUGUCCUGCUGAUUCUUGGUGGAUUCUUGAUAGCAAGAAAUAACAUCAAGAAAUCGUGGAUUUGGGGUUACUGGUCCUCCCCUCUGAUAUAUGCCCAGAAUGCCAUAGCGGUGAAUGAGUUCCUUGGCAAUAGUUGGCAGGUGGUCGAUAAGACAGAAAACAAUGACACACUCGGUGUCCAAAUCCUAAAGGCACGCGGCAUUUUUGUAGACCCAAACUGGUACUGGAUUGGUGUUGGAGCAUUGCUUGGAUACAUCAUGAUCUUCAAUUUACUCUUUGUACUGUUCCUUGACUGGCUUGGCCCACUUAGAAAAGGCCAAACUAUUGUUUCUGAGGAGGAACUGAGAGAGAAGCAUGUAAACCGCACCGGUGAGAAUGUUGAACUGCUGCCUCUUGGAACAGACUGCCAGAAUUCACCAUCUGAUGGAAGUGGAGAAAUCACCAGAGCAGACACCAAGAAGAGAGGAAUGGUACUUCCAUUUACGCCAUUGACAAUCACCUUUGACAAUAUCAAAUACUCUGUGGACAUUCCUCAGGAAAUGAAAGACAAAGGUAUUACUGAAGACCGGCUACUACUGCUGAAGGGUGUAAGUGGAGCCUUCAGACCUGGAGCCCUUACGGCAUUGAUGGGAGUCAGCGGAGCGGGUAAGACGACUCUGUUGGAUGUGUUGGCAGGAAGGAAAACUAGUGGCUACAUUGAAGGAGAUAUUUACAUAUCUGGAUACCCAAAGAAGCAAGAGACCUUUGCUCGGAUCGCUGGUUACUGCGAGCAAAGUGAUAUCCACUCUCCACAUGUCACUGUUUAUGAAUCCUCCUCCUAUUCUCAGCAUGGCUCCGGUUGCCCCUGA
Molecule: messenger RNA, 2886 nt
Organism: Miscanthus lutarioriparius
Lineage: Eukaryota; Viridiplantae; Streptophyta; Magnoliopsida; Poales; Poaceae
Source: the annotation of a GenBank genome assembly